GGUCCCCUUUAAAAUCUGUCAGCGCGGCGCUAUAAAAAUAAGCUCCUGACGAAUAUCUUUAAAUAUUUGGUCUUAGAUAUUUUAACAGCUACUUCAUUAACGAGUGCUUCAGUUAUCGAGGUGUUUCUAUUCUUGCAGAGUGACUGUCACACCCAUUAAAGAGUGGUUCAGAACAACAGAGUCGUUCGUCCGUCACUCUCGCAGCUGCCUGGAAAGCUAGUUUCAGACAGCUGGCUAGCCAAGGAAAUACCAUCAAAUCAUUGAUUAGCUAAUGUAUUUAGCUACAGUAUUUACAAAAGUAGCGGGAUCCUAUCCAGGAUAAGCAGCGAGUGGAGGAAAUAAAUUUCAACUGGCAGAUUAGAGAUGGAAGGAGACGACUGCAGUUUUCCUCCAGACUCGUCAGAUGACCACUCACAAAGAGGAAGUGUUGCUUCUUCUGCAACACUUUCCCGUGCUCAAGAUGUACUUAUAUACCUGUUUGGUGACAGUGCAGUCCACUUAUCUGUAGAAGGGCUUGGCAGUGUCACUGUGCAGGAGCUGGGCCGCAGUGUUCGUGAGGCUCUCCAUAUUCCUGAGUCUGCACAGGAUGCUUUUGCCUUCUGGUUGUGUUCUCCACUGCUGGAAUUGCAGUUAAAGGUGAGGCAUCAACCAUACAAACUGUGUCGGCAGUGGCAGGACCUGCUGUAUCGUUUCACUGAGGCCUCCGAGGAAGACAUUUCACAAGAUGAGCCAUUUCUCCAGUACAGACGGAAUGUGUUUUAUCCUAAAUCUAAAGAGCUGCAGAUCGAUGAUGAAGGAGUGCUGAAACUUCUGUAUGAGGAGGCCAGGAGCAACAUCCUCACAGCUCGAUACCCCUGCGAUCCCGAGCACUGGAUGGGUCUUGGAGCCUUGUCUUUUGCUAUUGAUGAGGGAUCUAGUCUGGACAGCCAACAGUUUACUUCUACCAUCAGAGAGAAGAAGCUGUCCUCUUUUCUGCCUGCACAUGUUGCCAUGGGGGGUGGAGGUCUCCUCUCCACUCUGAGGGGGAAGUCGAGCCGUCAGGCCGGGCUGGAGCAGAACCUGUUGGGGGAGUACAGAAAAAUCAGCACAUCUGCCGCAAGCCCUCCUGAGCCCACACAGCUCCUACACCAGUACCUCAACACAUGUCACACUCUGCCUUAUUACGGGUGUGCUUUCUUCUUUGGGGAGAUUGACAAACCAGCGCAAGGGAUCCUUCAGAGGGGAAAACGCAAAGCUGUCAACAUCGGGAUCUGUCUGGAGGGAGUUUAUGUGAUGGAUGUCAAAGAGAAGCAUGUCCUGCUCGGCCUGCGUUUCAGUGAGCUCUCCUGGGACCACAGCCACCCGGAGGAGGAGGGGGACUCGCACAUUCUGUGGCUGGAGUUUGAUGGAGAGGAAGACGGUACUCCUGUCAACAAGCUGCUAAAGAUCUACUCAAAACAAGCAGAGCUGAUGAGCGGCUUCAUUGAGUUCUGUGUGGAGCUGAAGUCUGCGUCGGAGGGAGGGGCUGCGGCUGACACGGACGGCGAGGUGAGCCAGUCUCCGCAGCCCGCCAGGAAAGACGACAGCAACAAGAAUGGACGUGGAGGAAGGCGGGGGAUGCUGCACAGACAAAGCAGUGUUGUGUGCAGUCGGGUCCAUUCACUUAACACUAUCAGCUACGUGGACAACGGGAAAGAAAUCAAACGCUUGAAACCAAAAAGAGCCGCGUCCUUCUUCACCCGACAGGCGUCUGCACCCACGUACUCUGCAGUGCAAGUGACAGAGAGUCUGGAGCAGGGUUAAACUCACAGAGCGGCUCUGCCCCGUUCCUCUCCAAGACCAAACCUGAACAUUUUACACUGAGAUUUAAAGAAAAGACUUGAUAUGAGUUUGAGACAUUUAACUGAUAAUAUAUGAACAUGCAAAGGACCAAGCGAGGGAUCUAAGUGCGUGUGACAAUAUUUAUCUUCUGAAGUUGUGUAUAUUAAGGGAGUGCAGCAAUGUGAAAAACAAAAAGAUCUUUUAACACCGAUGCUUCUGAGGUUAAACUGAAGUGGCUGUUCAUUAGAUGGCCUUAAAGAAAAUAUUCUGAUCACCAUAUGACGGACCUCCUUCAUAAGUCUGAGACAAGCCUUAGAGAAACCCUCAGACGAUGACUGUGUGAUAUCUCGUGACCUUUCUGCAGCGCUCUGGAGGCGGUUUUACUGCUAUUACUCAAGAACUUUAAACCUCAAAAGAGUAGAACCACUGCAUUACCUCUUUUUACUUUAACUCUUCUUGGGGAUUGAACACCAAGAAUGUUUCAGUACAUCCCCUUUAUAACAUUAACCAUCCUGCUCAGAACUGCAUGAGUUAGCACAAACUCUUUACAGUCAGCAGGGGACGAUCUGAGGGCGUGUUCCCACUAGUCUGCUUUUUUAAACUGCCAGUGCCUUGUUCUAAUGAAAGGGUGAAGCCACUUUAAAAAAGUACUUAGUACUUAGUGCUUGGUGUUACGGAUCAUAAAAAGUCUGUAUGGGAGCUCACUGGCUGUGUUGUGGAGGUUUCUUGUAAGUACAUGUACUUAAGAGUUUAACAUGAUUAAUAUUUGCUGAUAUUUGCAGCUAGUUACUGUGGAGAAACAAUGCAGGUGGUACAUCGCACAUUUAAAAAUGAACUUUUAUUUGUAAAAGCGGGAAAAGUGAAUUUGGUGCAAACGUGUAAAAUAACAGGAUAAAAUAGUAUUUCAAGUGUUUUACAGCUUCCAGGUGUAAAAGCCAAAAUUGCACGUUCACAGUAUCAAGUGCUCAUCGAGAGCUGAAGCUGAUUUACACCAACCGAAGAAUCGGAUCAGUCAGACACUAAACUACAUGUUAAGUUAGUAAAAAGAACUAAAUAUGAAUGUACUGUACCAUGCUGCUACUUUUACCACUAAAUGAUCUGCAGUUAUCCAGUUAAAACAUAUCACAUUCAAAGUUAAACUUGUAAAUCAGAACCAUCAGUACAGGUGACAUCCAGGCACAGGUCUGGACUCGACUGUCACCUGCUCGGUCAGAUCGGAUCAGCAAAGUACAAACUGAUGCAAUAUCGUACUUGUGCAACUUCUGACAUGAGAGAGGCUAAAAUAAGACAAACCUUCCUGUUUAACUGUGAUCUGCUGUGCUCUACACAAGCACAUUCAAACUGCAACUUAAAUGUCUAAGUUUCGGUUAAUGAUUGUUUUCCUCGCAAACACAAUCAUGGUUGACAUUAUUUGAAAGAAGACAGGGAACACUAUCUUUGUGUGAUGUUGCUGACACCUUGUUUUCAGCUUUGUGACAAUGCAUUUUCAAAUACUCCAGUGGGUUUAUUCAGGAGAAACCAAGUUAACUAGUGAUGGUAGAAAGUAGAAUUUUCUCAACCCAUGAAGAAACAUUUAAUGCUUCAAUUCAUCUGAUAAAUUAGAAAUCACUUUAUCCUGAGAUGGUUUUCACCGGACUGUGACAGUCUGCUCUGAGCAUAUGACACAGACCUUUUCGACUAUGCUGUUGAAUUCUCCGUCUGUACACCAAAGCAAGCCUAUCUAACAUGCUGCAACACAGAAUACUACCUUAACGCUCCAGAGACAGAAUUCAGAUGUUGCCGCAGGUGUCUCUCCGAACAUCACACCAACCCAGACACAGGCAGUUCCCGUCUCUGCUGCACGAUUAACAAACGUGGCCACCUCACUAACGGCCAUCGAAGAAGUUAUACAGCUGUAUAACACUGCCAUAUGUCCUCCUUUGAGAUGCGGUGCCAUCAUGCGUUCUUCCUGAUUAUCCUGAGCAUGUAAACUGCAAAAUGUAUUUCCAUUUCUAUGCUUUUGACUCGUACGUCAGCAACUGUCUGUCCCCUAACUGCAGCAGUAUAUUGUUGCUAAUGUACACUAUGCAUGUCACAUUGUAGAAUAGGCAUUCCGACAGACAUCAUGUGAUACUGCACUAUUAAUACUAAUACACUGUUUAUAAAUAUUUUACAUCUGCGGAUUGUUUUGUAUCGUUAGCUUUUAUGAGAGAAUAUUUUUACUUUCUUUUUCAUAUACUUGUCAGUGUUUGUACACUAGAAUGAAGAAAUAGGUAAUUUUAAGCAUUAUCUUCUCAAGCAGUCACUUUGCAGAAACAUUAAGUGCCUUUUUGUUUGUACCAAGUUGGCAUCUCAAUGACUGUUUUGCUACUUGGAAACCGGGAAAUUUGGUAUUGCUAUGGUUUAAAAAAAAAAAAAAAUUUGCAUUUUGUGACGUAUUUCCCACAUUUUCAGCUAGACAAUGCAUUUCACAUUUCCUAGCUCAUGUGAGUGUAACUACACUGAGCUGCUGUCAGUUUCUCUGUUGGUCAUUUCUGCCUUCAUUAACAUAUGUCCAAUAAGUUUUUUUUUUUAAAUAAACUGAUGCAAAGUGGCCGUUUCUCAGAGAAUAUCUGUGGAAACUUGUGUCUACCUACACCCUCAGUGUACUGAAGCCAUACUCCUGUUAACUAACAUGUUAUCUUGUGUGUGAUUUUAUUCCGCGUCAAUGUUUCUACCACAUGUUCUGCUCAGACAUGGAUUAUUGUAGAUUUAUUAUACAAUCAAAGCAGGAACUUCAUGGUGAGACCUGCUGUACCGUUUCAACUAGAUGCAUUUAAUAAAGUUCAGAAAAAUAAUGUAGUGUUAAAGUUUAAUGCUAGUAACAAUGUGGGGAUGUAAGCGUCAUAUAACACAUAUUUAGACAGUUGUUUUGUGAUUACUCCUCUUUUUUACAUUCACCUAACAAUGUUAUUUACUAUAAUUCGGAUUAUUUUCAAAAAUACCUGACUGAAUUCCUGCGACUAUAUUCCACUGUUACAGUAUUGUCCUUGAUGCAAUAUAUAAACUUUUAACAGAUUUUGAAUCUUUGACCAAUAAAAUUACAUUUGUUCUCUCUGAA
Seriola aureovittata is the source of this 4879-nucleotide messenger RNA. RefSeq names its product FERM domain containing 8 (gene frmd8). Gene Ontology annotation, cellular component: cytoskeleton; plasma membrane. Gene Ontology annotation, biological process: negative regulation of canonical Wnt signaling pathway. The transcript is spliced from 11 exons. The coding region runs from base 364 to 1782 and encodes 472 amino acids. Lineage: Eukaryota; Metazoa; Chordata; Actinopteri; Carangiformes; Carangidae. The record is from RefSeq and is a predicted model, not a curated record.